UUUAGUGUUAUUUGGUGAACAGGGAAUAAAAGAUCUACAGUGUGGAAAUAAUGGAACAAACAAUCAUAGCUGUUGUUUGAUGGAAGAGGAAGAAUCGGAGUGACAGAGCGGCUGGAGAUGCGAAGAGACGGAAACAGCCACACACACACACACACACACACACACACACACAGUCGAAUUUGCACCCAGAUCAGGAAGUAAGCCUUAGCUUUAACAGUGUGUGUGUCAGUUUUCUGCUUGUUCACUUGAUUAUGUGUGAGUGUGUGUGAGUGUGUGUAUGUGUGAGUGUGAGUGAGUGUGUGGUAGUGUGUGUGCGUGUGUGUAAGUGUGUGUGUAUGUGUUAGACAAGCUGCUUAUUAUUAGUUGUACAGGGAUGACACUCUCGCCGCAUCAACUUCAAUAGGACACUUAUGGACUCCAUCCUCCUCCUGCUGCAUCAUGGGAUCCAGACUCAAAGAAAACCCAGAAAGAACGUUCUACUGGUUCUUCCAAGCCUCAUGUCCAAUCGCCAGAGACAAAGAUCCGGGGGUGCUGUUCCAGUUCCCAGAAGACUUCAGUGAUGAGGAGUGUAUACAGUCACUUCCUCGUUUUUGCUUCCCGUAUGACAUAGAGAGGGUGAAGGAAGGCGUGGCCGUGCAGCACUUUACCUUCGUACUAACAGAUCUGGAGGGAUGCCAACGCUUCGGCUUCUGCAGACUCACCUCCAGCUCCCAGACCUGCCUCUGCAUCCUCAGUUAUCUGCCCUGGUUCGAGGUCUUUUAUAAACUGUUGAAUAAUCUGGCGGAUUAUCUGACGAAAGGCCAGACUAAAGAAAUGCAGGAUCUGCUGACGGUGCUUUAUAAUCACCCUGUUCCAACAGCUAACGGCUCCGUCACGCUACAGCUGGGAGAACAGCUACAGAUUGGCAGUGAGGUGCCGUCCAGCUGUGGCCACACCCACUCCUCAAAGAGGGUGGGGUCAGGGAUACCUUACUUUAUAGCUCCAGAUCCCAAAGCUCUUCCAUCCAUACCAGAAAGUAGGAACCUGACGGAGCUGGUUGUAGCUGUAGACGUGGGGAACAUGCUGCAGCUGUACGCUAGCAUGCUGUUCGAGAGGCGGAUCCUGAUCUGCUGCAGUAAACUCAGCACGCUGACGGCGUGUGUUCACGCGUGCAGUGGGAUGCUGUAUCCAAUGUACUGGCAACACAUCUUCAUACCAGUCCUGCCCCCUCACCUACUGGACUACUGCUGCGCCCCAAUGCCUUACCUCAUCGGAGUUCAUUCCAGUCUAAUAGAGAGAGUGAGGAGUCGGGCUCUGGAGGACGUGGUGAUUCUGAAUGUGGACACCAACACUAUGGAGUCUCCUCACGAUGACCUGAAGAAGCUCCCAUCAGACGUGGUCACAGCUCUGAAGGUGAGGUUGAAGCGGCAGGCCUCGUCUCCGGGUGCGGGCGUGGCCCGGGCGUUUCUCAGAGCUCAGGCUCUGCUGUUCGGAAGCUACAGAGAUGCUCUGGUUUACUCUACUGGUGGACCCGUGUCCUUCAGUGAUGAUUUGUUUCUCACCCAUAAAUCCCACAGUACGAGGCAGUUCCUGGAGAGCUCCAUACACCUGCAGUUCCUCAAACAGUUUAUAGACGGGCGUCUGGAGAUGCUGAACCAGGGGAAGGAACCGGACGACCUGUUUGAGGAGGAGAUCCUGCAGUGCGGAGCUUCCUCAGGUGGCUCCAAAUCGUAUCAGCAGUGGGUGGGGAACCUGAAGAAAGGAGGAGGAGCUCUGCUGCUGACGGUGAAAUCCAAAGCUCAGAUGUGCAAAACUGCCACAUAUCAGAGCAAGAUCGGCCUGAAGAACCUCAUCUCGUCUAAGGAUCAGAAGGACUCUCGCUCUCUGCAGAGGGGCGGGUCUGUAUGCGGCACACACACCGUCCGCCUCAUCCAAUCAGACUGCCUUCAGAACCGUCUACCAAUCACACAGCACUUUGGCAAGUCUCGGCCGCGGAGGCCUGGCCGCAAAAACACCCUCCCCCAGACUGACGAUCCACUCCAAGAUAACAUCAGCUACGGAGAGGAGAGUCAAAUAGAGUCGUGCUCCAGUGCUGGAGACCUCCAGGAUGAGCCUGAGCUCUCACUCCUGCCCGACCCGGAGGAGAUGGACCUUCUCGGGGAAAUCUUCGACACCCUGAGCGCCCAGAGCUCCAGAGAGCCAGGGCUGCUGUACGGAACCCGUAGCCUGGACUUGUUCAACUCGGACUGCUCCGACUUCAUCACCAGAAGGAGCUUGACCACGCCCAGCCAGGAGAGCUUGAACCUUUCUCUCGGUAACAGCGGCAGCCUGAUGAGCUGGGAGGAGGGUCUUGAGGAGAGGCAAGGCAAUGAGGGGGAGGAGCCUGAUCCUGAGGCGGGUGCUGACCAAUCCGAGAAAGAGAGGUUGGGCAAGAGGCAAUCAUUGGAGGAGGCGUCUGUUGAUCUCGGAGGGUUGGUGGAGGAUCUCACUGACUUACGCGAAGACCUUAAAGACGAACUUGGGGACCUUCAGACCUCAGCACCAGAGCAAGAUGGAAAGUGGGCGGAGCAAAUCAGGAAGGAGGAUGGUUCUGAAGAAAAUCAAAGACAAAACCACGAGAAACAACAUGACAACGAGGAGGUUUCAAACAAUGAGACUCCAAAGGUAGAAGAACUGGAUGCAACUGGGGACUGUUUAGAACCGCAAAAAAAGGAACAAGAAGACAAUAAGGAUGUUUUAGAAUCCCAGAAAGAACAAGAAGCCAAUGAGAUCUCUUUAGAACCACAAAAGGAACAAGAAGACAAUCAGAUAUCUUUAGAACCGCAAAAUGAACAAGAAACCUCCAAGCCAUCUGUAAAAUCCCAACCCAAAGUGGACAUUACCAUCAACGAACCAACUCAAAACAAGGACGAGGACAACCACAACGACGGACCAUCGAGUCCAAGUGUUCUAUCCACAGUUGCUCUGUUCCAGUCCAAGACACCUCAGAGCAGGAUUUCUCCAGAAACCAUCAAACCCGGCUUCGGUCUAAAAGGCUCGGACGCUUCCCAGGCUGGGAAGACCUCCCCAAGAGGCCCCAGGAAAAUCCAGGCUUCUUCCAACAGGAUCAUCAUCAUUCCCAAAGGUGACGACCACGCAGUCAAAUCUCCAGCUGACACACCGACUGAAGAUCAAGACCUGCCCCCAGUGAAGGUGUCAGAAUUGAAAAAGAGGUUUGAACAAUGAUGAUGGCACCCAACUGAACUAAAUGAACAGACUUGAAGAUUUAAAUUGGACUGGAUCAUGUCCACAUACUUUGUACCUGUUACCUGUUUGGGCCUUUUAUCUUAAGCCCUUUCCGGAUGGGAUUCUCAGUUUCUCAGGGUGACACAUGUAAAAAACUUCUGCAUCCUGACUGCAAUUGACUGCCAAAAAAACAGGAGGACCAGUGAGUUUUUCUUGGCUUUCUCGGUCACAUGACAUUGCAGCGUUCAGUUGCUCCUCCAUUUCCACUCUCUGUUGUAGUUUUUAACGUGGAUCUCAAAAGUGUAAUUACGGUGCGCGGCAGUGGACAAAUAAAAAAAAACUACUUUUUUUAAACGUGAGGUAACAAAACUCAGUACAGUAGGUAAAAAACAGUAGGUAAUUCAGCCUGUAAUUUUCUCAGAGGCGUACAUGAUAGUUCUGGACAGGAAUAAAAGCCACCCAUAAAAGAGAACAUUAUCCCAGACCCCCCUGAGAAACGAAUCCCGUCCAGACAGGACUUAACAGAACCACAUUCUGUAUACGAUUCUAUAGGUGCACUUCUGACCAUUAUAGACUGUAGUGGUCAACCGACGUGUCCUUCCAGAGGUUGACGAGGUGUUCUAAAACAGAAGAAGCCCUACAACCCCGCAAAUCACGCUAUAGGCUGCUUCCAGUCUGGGAUUACUGAGGGAACAUGGUCUGAAUCUUCUGAAUUGUGCAUCAAGAGAUGGGCUACAGGCCAGAAUGUGUUUUGACUGUGUUCUGACCUGACUGAAUCAGAUAUUGACCUUCCUAAAAGCGUCCCACUCUUAAUGGGUCACUUAUUACAUGGAGUUGUAGGUGAUUCUCACAAUAAUCCCACUGUUUAGGAGCAUCAGAGUCUUCCAAGCCGCUGGACCUGCACUGACCGGUCUUCCUGCUUUUUUUGUUAGUUUUCACAAGAAACUUUUUUCUAUACAUUAAAGUUUUUCACUAAA
This is a messenger RNA of Astyanax mexicanus (Mexican tetra), 4181 nucleotides long. It is a transcript of the gene dennd1c, whose product is annotated as DENN domain containing 1C. The transcript is spliced from 23 exons. NCBI's taxonomy places the organism in Eukaryota, Metazoa, Chordata, Actinopteri, Characiformes, Acestrorhamphidae. Gene Ontology annotation, biological process: endocytic recycling; endocytosis. Gene Ontology annotation, molecular function: guanyl-nucleotide exchange factor activity; phosphatidylinositol phosphate binding. The record is from RefSeq and is a predicted model, not a curated record. Bases 439 to 3204 code for a protein of 921 amino acids. Gene Ontology annotation, cellular component: intracellular membrane-bounded organelle; cytosol.